Molecule: messenger RNA, 855 nt
Organism: Chara braunii
Lineage: Eukaryota; Viridiplantae; Streptophyta; Charophyceae; Charales; Characeae
Source: the annotation of a GenBank genome assembly
UCCUGUUCGACACAACGAUUGUUUCCGGCACGACGAUCGUCUUCGACAAAACGGUCGCGUUGGACACGACGAAUGUGUCAGACUCGACGAUCGUAUUCGACACGACGAUCGCGCUCGGUGACAUUCGAUCAUGUUCGACACGACGAUCGCACUCGACACGACAGAUGUGUUCGUCUUGACGGUCAUCUUCGACACGACGAUCGUGCUCAACACUGCGGUGACGACCUUGUUCGACUCGACRGUGACCUUGUUCGACAUGACCGUCGCCGUUUCGAACACGAUCGUCGUGUCGAUGAUGACUGUCGAGACGAACACAUCCAUCGUGUCGAACACGACCAUCGUGUCGGAGAUGAUCGUCAUGUCGAACAAGAUCGUCGAGUCCUCGACGACAUUCGUGCUGAACACGAUCGUCGAGUCGGACUCGACAAUCGUGCUCGACUGGACGAUAGUGUUCGUUCGACUCGACGAUUGCCUUCAACUUGACGAUCGUGUUCGACUCUACAAUCGUGUUCGGCACAACGACGGUGUCCGGCUCAGCGACACGGCACUGCGGCCGGUAUUCGGCACGACAAUUCGCUCGGUCGUCGAGUUCGAUUCGACGACAGACCCGAUCGCCGUGUUCGAAACGACGACUGCUCCGGUCCGUUGUCGUGUUCGACUCGACAGUGCUCCUCCGUCGUCGUGUUCGACACGACCGCUGUCAAUCGAAAGUGCCACGUGGCAUUACGUGGUUGCGUCUAAGCUUGCUGGUUGUGUCCUCACCGUCUGAUCCUGUGGACUCGGGGUGCUCCGCUAUGGCUGCGCGUCGCGUCCUGGGGUCGUCUGCUCGCCUCCGUCGUCGCGACCUCCGACCGU